Morus notabilis is the source of this 1857-nucleotide messenger RNA. Its product is annotated as pentatricopeptide repeat-containing protein At5g16640, mitochondrial. The coding region runs from base 1 to 1857 and encodes 618 amino acids. Gene Ontology annotation, molecular function: protein binding. The record is from RefSeq and is a predicted model, not a curated record. The transcript is spliced from 2 exons. NCBI's taxonomy places the organism in Eukaryota, Viridiplantae, Streptophyta, Magnoliopsida, Rosales, Moraceae.
AUGGGACCAAGAGCCACCACCACCACCACCACCGAAGAAGGCCACCAACACCACCAUUAUAUGAUGGAGAAGAACGAGAUAGAAGUGGUGGUGAUGAAGAAAUUCGGAGACGAGCAGAGCAAUCUGUUGGACAAGUUCGAGCGUCUCUCCUUCGAGGUUCACCUCAACCGAGCCAUGCAGCUCGGCCGCAGCCUCUCCGAGCCCGGGGCCAUGGUCCGCGCCAAGCUUCCGCCGCCGUACACCGCGGCUUUUCUGGCUGAGCCGCCGCCGGCUCUGGUGUCACAAGUCAGGCAAGGGCGUCGCCGCCGGUUGACCGGUCUCAAGAAGGUAUUGAAAAAGCUGCUCAAAUCGAUUACUAGUGGUCGUAGUAAUAAUGGUGGUGGAAAGAAGGAAGUGCAGCCUGGUCCCAGAGAUCCCAGAAACUACUACAAACUCAAUUACAACAGAACCCACCAGGCUAACCUACUUGCUCACAAAAAUGAUAUUGUACAGCCAAAAGAUAAUAAUUAUAGACUGCCCAUCAACGAAGAUUGUCCAAAGUACCUCGAUUAUGACAAAACAGCCAGCAUAAUUCAAGUAAAAAAUCUUGUUGAAAGAGUCCAAGUUUUACCCUCCAAAGAGAGAAGCAAAACCAUCAAGAUUUGGAAACAAAAUGGUGAGUUUGAGACAGUAUCUGAGUUCAAUGAUCUGCUUAUGGCUUUAUUGUUUGUAGAUGAUUCUAACCUUGCCUUGAAGCUGUUUGAUGAAAUGUCAUUUCACGGUGUAGAGGCAGAUUCUUGGACAUUAUCAAUAGUUAUAAGGUGUCAUUGCAAGAAUAAGGAAUUUGAUGAGGCUGAGAGAGUUUUAGGCUAUAUGCUGGAAAAUGGGUUUGAACCAGAAUUUUCAACCAUUUCUAUGCUCUUAAAGUCACUGAGCAAAAGUGGGAGAUUGCAGAGAGCUUUGGGGGUUUUAGAGGUGGUGGGUAGAGUUGGAUUUAAGCCAAUGGUAAAGACAUACAAUUGUUUGCUAAAGGGUUUGUGUUAUGUGGGGAGAGUUGAGGAAGCUUUUGAAAUGUUGAUGAAAAUGAAGGAAGAGGAUUUGAAACCUGACAUUUAUUCAUACACAGCUGUUAUGGAUGGGUUUUGCAAAGUGGGUAGAUCUGAUGAGGCUGUGGAGUUGCUUAAUGAGGCUUUUGAGAUGGGAUUGACACCUGAUGUGGUCACUUUCAACACUUUGUUUAAUGGGUACUGCAUAGAAGGAAGGCCAUUGAUGGGGAUUGGCAUUUUCAAGAAGAUGAAGGAGAGGAAUUGUUCACCUGAUUAUAUAUGUUAUAGCACUUUUUUACAUGGGUUACUGAAAUGGGGCCAUAUAAGGACUGCAUUGAGGAUUUAUGAAGAGAUGGUGGGAAUUGGGUUAAAAGUAGAGGAUAAGAUGAUGAAUGUUCUUGUUAGAGGAUUGUGUAGGAUAUCUUGUAAAGGAAAGGGCUUUUUGGAAAAUGCGCACCAAGUGUUUGAGAAAAUGAAGCACGAGGAUUCUGUCAUCGAUCCUAGUACGUAUGACGUAAUGAUUGGGGCUCUUUGCAUGGGGAAGAAAACAGAUGAUGCUAGUGUCUAUUUGCAGAAGAUGAUUAGAAUGGGAUAUUCACCGCGGAUGGUCACGUUCAAUGGAGUAAUUCGAGCACUUUGCUUGGAAGAAAAGGUGAUAGAGGCAUUGUCGAUUUUGGUCCUCUUGAAUGAAGAGGGUAGAAUUCCCAGUAGAACAUGUUAUAACCUGUUAAUUGAUGAGUUAAAUCAACAUGGGAGCUUGUUAGGUGCUUCCAACGUAUAUGGCGCAGCGUUGAAGCGAGGUGUGAUUCCGACCAUGAUGCCGCUGCAAUGA